Molecule: messenger RNA, 987 nt
Organism: Myxocyprinus asiaticus (Chinese sucker)
Lineage: Eukaryota; Metazoa; Chordata; Actinopteri; Cypriniformes; Catostomidae
Gene: ift27
Product: intraflagellar transport 27 homolog (Chlamydomonas)
Exons: 7
Coding region: 103-663 (186 amino acids)
Cellular component (GO): Golgi apparatus
Molecular function (GO): GTPase activity; GTP binding
Source: RefSeq, a predicted model, not a curated record
GCAACGCUUGGGGUGCAGGACAGGUUGCCGUGGCGGAAGGAAGAAACAGGCACACGUACACUUCACAUUGUAAUCAUUUAAUAGUUUAUUCAGCUCUGCCUAAUGGUAAAAUUAAGAGCUCGAUGUGUUGUCGUGGGAGAUGCAGCUGUAGGGAAGAGCACACUGUGUCAGAUGUUCUGCAGUGAUGGUGCCGUCUAUCAGAAAAACUACACUAUGAAUGUUGGUGUGGAACUGCUGGAGAAGUCCAUAUCCAUUCCUGAUACCAGUGAUAGUGUGGAGUUUUAUAUUUAUGAUUCAGCGGGGCGGGAGUCGUUUGCAGAUGCCUGUGAGAACAUGUGGGGUCAGCCGUCAGUGAUGUGUUUGGUGUUUGACAUCACCAGCGAGACCUCGUUCACCAGCUGCAGUCGCUGGCUCGAGAGAGUCCAAACUCACUGUAACAGACUACAGGUGCCAGGUGUGUUGGUGGGUAAUAAGUGUGAUCUGUCGUCCAGGAGAGAGGUGGAGAGCACUUCUGCUCAAGCGUUUGCUCAGAAUCACGGCCUUGAGUAUCACGAGACAUCUGCUAAAGAGAUCGGACAGUAUGAAGCUCCAUUCGUCAGUUUGGCUCAAGCGUUUCACACUCUCUAUCAGGAUCACAUAAACACCAUCCAGAGUUUCAUUUAAACUUCUCUGUCACAACAGCUCAUCCGUGCUGUCAUGUAGAAAUGUUUUAUAUCAAUGUCAUGUUUUAAAACGGCAGUCUUCAGCCUGUGUUUGCACUGAAUGAAAUAAUUCAUGCAGAAUUUAGAUGACAAUAAAUAACUUGAUAAAGAAGCUGUCUGUAAAACAUGUAUCAGACUCUCUUUUUUUGUUUUGUCUUUGAUACCGUUGAAUGAAAUGCAUCAGAGCCUCUUUUUGUUGUCAUGACACUCAGUAGAAGUGAUUCUGAAUUUGUUCAAGGUGCUGUAAUAUAUUUGAGAUAUUGAGUCUGGUUCCGUAAUUAAAAAU